AUUGAGCUAGCCUGGUUUUGGCUGGGUGUUCAGUUUUCUUUUUCUUUUGUCUCCGAAAUCCUAUUUUUAUGUGUUUAAAUGCAGCUCCAAUGAGAAAUGUCGUUUCGCAUUCCUAUUCAAAAACAAAUAUGAGCUAGAAGGAGACAAAACACUAAUCUGUGUGUUGAGUUUAUUAGAUCAAAUGAAUGUAAUAAUAAAUAAAACGAUAAGAAGUCGGUGUUAAGUGAUUUCUCCGCCCACUGCAGCACCGGAGGCUAUUAUACGAUUAGCGAGGUGGAAUGCUCGACACGCCGUCCAAAGUGUGAGGGAUCUGAUGCUUUUCUCGCGUGUUUGAUUAUUAUGGCUGGCGAAGGCGAGCGGGCUUCGCGGCCCAACUCGUUGCUCUUAGAAACUCUGCCUCCGGAGCGUGAACCACUGCGCUUCGACGUGCAGCUUGUAGGUGCUCCUCCAGAAGUAGAACAACUUGUGAACAAUAUCAAACAAGUGGCUGAAGACUUUUUAUAUCACUGGAAAACUUUCCCUAUUGUUCUACCUCAGUCCUGUUUCACUGGCCCUGGCAAUAGACCAUCAGAUAUCAUAAUAGCACCGCCAUGUGACGAACUGGAUGCUGCAGCUUUGGAUGCCGGCCUGGAGCCCCACCCGCUCUCUCCCAAGCAACUACACUCCAUCAGAGAGAAAGGCGGAUGGUCGGCGUGUUAUGCGGGGCUCUCCCCUGCUAGCCAAAAUGCAGGAGCAUACCCAAUAAAGCCUAGCGAUAUGCCACUGCAUGGACGGCGAUGCACAAAAACAACCCCUAGGCCUCUUCUCGCGCGAUCGAAAUGA
Messenger RNA from Diatraea saccharalis (sugarcane borer), 822 nucleotides. The record is from the annotation of a GenBank genome assembly. Lineage: Eukaryota; Metazoa; Arthropoda; Insecta; Lepidoptera; Crambidae.